This is a messenger RNA of Lithohypha guttulata, 1179 nucleotides long. RefSeq lists its product as uncharacterized. Bases 1 to 1179 code for a protein of 392 amino acids. The transcript has a single exon. Lineage: Eukaryota; Fungi; Ascomycota; Eurotiomycetes; Chaetothyriales; Trichomeriaceae. The record is from RefSeq and is a predicted model, not a curated record.
AUGGCACCACAACCACAGUCAGAUCGGUUUGCGUCGAUCAUCAAGCGUCUCGAAGAACUUGAAGAACUCGAGAGGUUCGAAACGGAAAAGCUCGAAGAAGAAGCCAGUGUGCAAGCAUCGAUUGCGAAAGACUUACCAGUCUUACCUUCACCACGAAGUAUCCGUCCACCCAGCAUGCAGUUCUUAGCUCGCGUGUUAGAAGAGGAAGUAAGAGAAGAAGAGUCAGCGGCGAUAAGUCACAAAUUGUCCAUGGAGCCCAAUUCCAGCACAGAGCUAGAGAGCGCAGGCUCGACACCAACGACAAAACAAAUCUUCUUCGACUGCGACAACACACUCGUCAACACUGAAGCCCUUGCAGUCGAGGCGGCUGCCACAGUCGUCAAUAAAUGCUUAGCCGACCACGGCAUUGACGACGAAUACACAGUUGAGCAACUCAUCGGGCUGUAUUUUGGCUUUACUGCUCGCAAGAUGCUAGGACCGAUAGUCAGGGGUCAGGGAGUCGAGCUAACGCCAGCUCAACUCGCACAAUAUGCCACGUACGAAGAGGAUUUGGUAAUCGAGCUUAUCCACGAACGAGCGCAACCUUGCGCCGGCAUCGAGCGUGUACUGGCAGAACUGUAUACAGCAGCAGAAUACAGGCUCGCGGUUGUUUCGUCGUCACCCAUUCGACGUAUCCGUGCCGCACUCGAAGCAGCAGGCAUUGCAAAAUACUUCGCUCACGAUCAAGUCUUCAGUGCGAAAUCAUCGAUGCCCACACCGAAAUCCAAGCCCGAUCCUACGAUUUAUCAGUAUGCAAUGCAGAAGAACAAGGUCCACCCAUGGGAGUGCAUAGCCAUCGAAGAUUCGCGGUCAGGCGCUCAACCUGCAACUCGAGCGGGCAUCCCCUGUAUAGCCUAUGUUGGGGCUUACUCGACGCCAGGCCAGCGUGAACAGGUUGCACAGACUCUUGCUGCCGAGGGCUGUAAAGCAGUCAUUCAUAAGUAUACACAGUUCCUUGGAAUUUUCGAGACGGUAAAGACAAACGUGGAAAGAGAGCUCAAACAGCACAGACUGAGGGCUCCUCCCAAGUCGAAAGAGGAACUGUGGUUGGACUUUGCGAUUUGGCUGCGAGAGAUGCUGCAUAAAGACGAAGAGCUGAGGUACCGACUGUGGAAGUUCAUGCAACAGCCACAUCGUUAG